Molecule: messenger RNA, 1697 nt
Organism: Cucurbita moschata (crookneck pumpkin)
Lineage: Eukaryota; Viridiplantae; Streptophyta; Magnoliopsida; Cucurbitales; Cucurbitaceae
Product: pentatricopeptide repeat-containing protein At4g25270, chloroplastic
Exons: 1
Coding region: 65-1654 (529 amino acids)
Biological process (GO): RNA modification
Molecular function (GO): RNA binding; protein binding
Source: RefSeq, a predicted model, not a curated record
AGGCGCAUAAAAUUAGGAUAGCAGUGUUUGAAACCGCCAUUUUCGGUGCGAUUCUCAUUGCCAGAUGCUGAUCUCUUUGCGAUUCUCAAUUUCACCCAUUACUUCGCUUCGUCUCUUAUGUUCUUCCGGACCCAAGAAAUCCAAGAAAGAAAGAAGGAAACUUCUUCAGGAAAAACUGAUUCGCAUAAGCAAAGCCAAAGAGGCCACUCGUCUCCCUUUCCCUAAAUCCUCAUCAACCCCACUCUUAAUCCACCACAAACCCUUCUCCCAAUCCAAGAUUCAAGCCCUUGAUGCUGUUCUCAAUGACCUUGAAGCUUCCCUCCACAAUGGCGUCCCAAUCGAUGCUGAAAUUUUCUCUUCCCUUUUGGAAACUUGUUACCAAUUGCGAGCCCUUGAUCAUGGUAUUCGGAUUCAUCGCCUAAUACCCACCAAUUUUUUACGAAGAAAUGUGGGUGUUUCUUCUAAGCUUCUUCGUCUGUAUGCUUCUUUUGGGUACAUGGAGGAUGCACACCAGGUGUUCGAUGAAAUGUGUCAACGAAAUCUCUCUGCAUUUUCUUGGAAUUCUCUUAUUUCUGGCUAUGCUGAACUUGGUCUUUAUGAAGAUGCUCUGGCUCUCUACUUCCAAAUGGAGGAAGAGGGUGUUGAGCCUGACCAUUUCACUUUUCCUCGUGUACUCAAGGCCUGUGGCGGCAUUGGGUCGAUUCGAGUCGGCGAGGCAGUGCACCGGCAUAUCGUUCGUUCGGGAUUUGCUGGCGACAUCUUUGUCCUCAAUGCUCUAGUUGACAUGUAUGCCAAAUGUGGUGACAUUAUGAGGGCUAGGAAAGUUUUUGAUCAGAUUGUUUCCAAGGAUACAGUUUCCUGGAACUCAAUGCUCACUGGCUACACACGCCAUGGGCUGCUAUUGGAGGCAUUGAACACCUUUGAUCAAAUGAUUCAAGAAGGUUACGAGCCAGAUUCGGUUGCUUUAUCCACCAUGAUCUCUAACAUCUCGUCGUCGAAAUUCAAGUUACACAUCCACGGAUGGGCAAUUCGACACGGAAUCGAAUGGAAUUUGUCGAUUGCCAACUCUUUGAUUGCCAUGUAUGCCAACUCUGGUAAGAUCAACAGAGCAAGAUGGCUGUUCGAGCAGAUGCCUGAACGAGAUAUAGUGUCAUGGAACACCAUAAUCUCUGCUCAUUCCAACACCUCAAAAGCAUUGACAUAUUUUGAGGUGAUGGAGAGCCUUGGUGUUUUGCCAGACAGUGUAACAUUUGUGUCAUUACUGUCAACUUGUGCUCAUCUGAGCUUAGUGAAGGAAGGGGGAAAGUUAUAUACUGAGAUGAAAGGGAAAUAUGGAAUAAGACCAACCAUAGAACAUUAUGCUUGUAUGGUGAAUCUUUAUGGGAGGGCAGGGCUGAUUGAAGAAGCUUAUAGAAUCAUAACGAACGGGAUGGAGGUCGAGGCAGGCCCGACCGUAUGGGGUGCACUGUUGUAUGCGUGCUAUCUUCAUGGCAAUGUCGAUAUCGCCGAGGUUGCUGCUGAAAAGCUUUUUGAAUCGGAGCCCGAUAAUGAGCUCAAUUUCAAGCUUCUGAUGAAGAUUUAUGGCAAUGCUGGGAGAAUUGAAGACGAGAAGAGGGUGAGAUUAAUGAUGGCGGAACGAGGAUUAGAUUUGUAAUGAAGAUUGAUAAUUAUAAAUAUUUUUAUUUAGUGUAUGAAUU